AUGGAGGUCAUGCCAGACAAGAGGGCAGCAGCACAGCAGGUGAACCGCAUGGAGAUCAUGCCGGAUAAGAGGUUCCUGGCGGCUGCAGGCAACCCGCACAUCCGCCUCUUCCAAAUCGACUCUAACCAGCCACAGCCGGUGAUGAGCUACGACGGGCACACCAACAACGUGACAGCAGUGGGCUUUCAGUGCGACGGCCGCUGGAUGUACUCGGGCUCCGAGGACGGCACCGUCAAGAUCUGGGACCUCCGAGCCCCUCCCUUAUAUCAGAGGGACUACGAGAGCCGCGCGGCGGUGAACACGGUGGUGCUGCAUCCCAACCAGACGGAGCUCAUCUCGGGCGACCAGAACGGCAACAUCCGCGUGUGGGACCUCACUGCCAACGCGUGUAGCUGUGAACUGGUACCAGAGGUGGACACGGCAAUAAGGUCCGUGGCAGUGAUGUGGGAUGGCAGCAUGGUCGUCGCAGCCAACAACAAGGGCACCUGCUUUGUCUGGCGCCUCACCUCGGGCUCGCAGACGGCAGCGAGCUUUGAGCCGCUGCACAAGCUGCAGGCGCACAACAGCUACGUGCUCAAGUGCCUGCUCUCGCCCGAGUUCUCCGACCCCAACAGAUACCUCGCUACAGCAUCAGCGGAUGGCACAGUAAAGAUAUGGAAUGCAGAUGGCUUUACCCUGGAGAGAACACUCACAGGCCAUGCAAGAUGGGUGUGGGACUGUGUGUUCUCCAUCGAUGGGGCCUACCUCGUCUCAGGACUGGUUGCUCCGUUGCUCUCUUUGGCGCCCACUUUCACCUCUGCAGCAUCAUCGGACAGCACGUCUCGUCUGUGGGCGCUGGCGAGUGGCAACUCCCCUCUCCCCUUCUGUACCCGUUGCACCUCUGCAGCAUCAUCGGACGGCACGUCUCGGCUGUGGGAGCUGGCGAGUGGCAACUGUGUGCGAGUGUACCAGGGCCACCAGAAGGCUGUUGUGUGCUGCGCUCUCAACGACGGCACUGAUCUCCCGCCCGCAUGA
This is a messenger RNA of Closterium sp. NIES-65, 1014 nucleotides long. The record is from the annotation of a GenBank genome assembly. Lineage: Eukaryota; Viridiplantae; Streptophyta; Zygnematophyceae; Desmidiales; Closteriaceae.